Molecule: messenger RNA, 261 nt
Organism: Peronospora matthiolae
Lineage: Eukaryota; Oomycota; Peronosporomycetes; Peronosporales; Peronosporaceae
Source: the annotation of a GenBank genome assembly
AUGAAGGUCCGCUCGUCUGUGAAGCGCAUGUGCGACGGCUGCAAGAUCGUCCGCCGACGGAAGAAAGUUUACGUGAUCUGCGACCGCAGCCCCAAGCACAAGCAGCGCCAAGGCUUCCACACGACCGCGUUGGCGCUUCUCAAGGACGCUGUAGUCGCACCCCAGACGGACUUCCAAGCGGCACUUCAGCUGCUGCAGUUCCCUGGCCUUGCUUCGUUCAAGAGCUUCCGUGACGCUGUUAUCCAGCUUCCAAAGCUGUAG